UUCUAUCAUCACUGCCGACCCUAAAAUCGCUACUGAUUAUGUGAUUGGGGCAGGAAUGUAUCAUGGUAGGGUAUUGGUGCUCAACAAUGAAUGUGCCAAAGAAAGUACCGGACAUGGUUCUCCAUUGCCUUUGUUGGUUCAUGGUGGUCCUGGUCGUGCAGGUGGUGGCGAAGAAAUGGGUGGUAUGCGUGGAGUCAAGCAUUAUAUGCAGCGCGUUGCCAUUCAAGGGUCUCCAUCAAUGAUUACGGCUAUCUCGCAACAAUACCAACAAGGUGCUCAAGGCAAUGUGGAUGGUAUUCAUCCUUUCCAAAAGAUGUUUGAAGACUUGAAAAUCGGCGAUCAGAUCCUAACCGAUAAGUGUGUCAUUACGAGCGAGGAUAUCGACAAAUUUGCCGACCUCAGCGGCGACCAUUUUUAUGCCCAUAUGAAGGAUACCAAUUUCGAAGGCACCAUGUUUACCCACCAAGUGGCGCAUGGCUAUUUUAUCAUGAGUGUGGCU
Messenger RNA from Darwinula stevensoni, 499 nucleotides. The record is from the annotation of a GenBank genome assembly. NCBI's taxonomy places the organism in Eukaryota, Metazoa, Arthropoda, Ostracoda, Podocopida, Darwinulidae.